Thyridium curvatum is the source of this 1947-nucleotide messenger RNA. RefSeq lists its product as uncharacterized. Lineage: Eukaryota; Fungi; Ascomycota; Sordariomycetes; Thyridiales; Thyridiaceae. The record is from RefSeq and is a predicted model, not a curated record. Gene Ontology annotation, molecular function: transmembrane transporter activity. The transcript has 6 exons. Gene Ontology annotation, biological process: transmembrane transport. The coding region runs from base 1 to 1947 and encodes 648 amino acids. Gene Ontology annotation, cellular component: membrane.
AUGUCUGGGGCCGACGAGAGAUCGAUCAGCGAGACAAAGGUGGCGGGUGCCGAGCACGUCGACCGCGAUGUCGCCAAGGUCGUGCACGCCGAUGGCACUAUCGAUUAUAUCGAUGCCAGGGCCGUCGGCGGCGACCUCGAGGAGAUGCCUCUGGGGUAUUUUAUGAGUGUGCAGUUCAUUGGGACACUGACGGCACAAUGCCUCGCCAGUAUCUGCGCCUAUCUCGGAUGGGUUCUUCCUGCCAACACUCUAGCCCUCAUCAACGCCGACCUGGGCAACUCGCCCAACAUCAACUGGGUCGCCACGGUCUGGACGCUGGGCAGCUGCAUCGGCUUCCUGCUCGUGGGCCGCCUGUCGGACCUCUUCGGCCGCAAGUGGAUGGUCCAGGCCACGACGGGGCUGGGCCUCGUCGGCUGCAUCAUCGGCGGCUGCGCGCAGAACAUCGAGAUGCUCAUCGUGGCCAACCUCUUCAACGGGCUCGCGGCCGCGGGCCAGCUGUCGUUCGGCAUCGUCAUGGGCGAGCUCGUGCCCAACAAGUUCCGCGGGCCCGUCGUGACGCUCAUCUUCCUCAGCAGCAUGCCCUUCGCCGUCUUCGGCCCCGUCAUCGCGCGCGCCCUCUACAACAACACGGCCUCGCGCUGGCGCUGGAGCUACUUCCUGGGCAUCAUCUUCAGCGCCGUCACCCUCGUGCUCUACCAGUUCCUCUACCACCCGCCCUCGUACGAGCAGCUGCACGUCGCGGGCAAGUCCAAGUGGCAGGCCGUCAAGGAGAUCGACUUUAUGGGCAUCUUCCUCUUCGUCGCCGGCUGCGUGCUCUUCCUCAUCGGCCUGUCCUGGGGCGGAACCUCGUACCCCUGGGCCAGCGCGCAGACGCUGUGCACGCUGUUCAUCGGGCUGGCGACGCUGGCCGCUUUUGUCGUCUGGGAGGGUAAGUUCUGCAAGGUGCAGCCGCUCAUGCCCCCUCGUCUCUUCAGGAACAAGGGCUUUGUCGGCAUCGUUCUGAUUGCGACUUUUCCCCCUUUUGGUGCUAACUCCCCUUUCUUUCAACAGGCCGUGGCCGCGAUGAGCUACUACUCGCUUACGAUUCUGUGGCCCCUGAUCAUCUCGACGCUGUACACGACCGACAUCAUGGAGAUCGGCUGGCAGAGCUCGGUGGUGGGCGGCGGCGUGCUCCUGGGCCAGGUGCUGGGCGGCUUCGGCAUCUCGUACAUCCCCAAGGUCAAGCUGCAGACCAUCAUCGCCUCGGUGCUGGUCAUGGCCUUCCUCACGCCGCUGGCCGCCAUCACGCCCGACACCCACUCCAUGACGAUCGCGUUUGGCGUCUUGGGCCUGGUCGCCAUCGGCUACGUCGACAACAUCGCCUUCCCCGGCGUCACGCUCGUCUGGGAGCCGCAGGACAUCGGCCUGGCGACGGGCGUCAUGGGCUCGCUGCGCGCGCUGGGCGGCGCCGUCGCGCAGGCCAUGUACGUCAACGUGCUCAACAACAAGCUCGGCGAGAACAUCCCCGCGUACGUGGCGCCGGCGGCCACGGGCGCGGGCCUGCCCGCGUCGUCGCUCAAGGCGCUCUUCGCGGGCAUCGCCGCCUCGGGGGACCUGUCGGCCGUGCCGGGGGCCAGCCCGGCGGUGCUGGCGGCCGUGUCGGCGGCGCUCCGCAGGGCGUACCAGGAGAGCUUCAAGAUCGUCUUCUUCUGCACGAUCCCGUUCUCGGUCAUCCUCAUCGCGGCGUCGUUCAUCGUGCCCAACAUGGAGAAGUUCCUGCACCUCAACGUGGCCAAGAGGCUGCAGGGCCACGUCGGGCAGGACGGGGAGGCGGCGGCGGCGGCGGCGGCGGCCGGGACUGGGAGCGGGAGCGGGACGGAGGCUGGGGCUACCAGUGUGCCGAUGGAGCCCGUGAGGCAGGCUGAGAAGAGGCAGGAGCAGGGGGUUCCCGCUGAGCAGCAGGUCUAG